GAACCAAAUCCACCUGAAAUGCUUCAAAGUCUCCUCAAAUAUGAUAUGAACACAGGCCUGGUCAGGUGCAAAGCUUGCAUGGGAAAGAAUUUCAGAUGGCCCUCCUCCAUGCCAGAAUAUCUCAGAGAGCAUGCCUUCGGAUUAAUCGCUGAAUUUGAUGACAAAGUCGGGUUUAACUUCAUAUUUUUCUACAACGCACUUGAUAGAGGUGAAUUUACAGGACAUGAAAAUGAGUGGGUGACAGUACACAACCAGAAGGUAGUAGGGUAUGGAGAGGAGUAUAGCAAUGAUCAAUUGAACUACGUUCUCAAAACUAUGCCUGGUGCCAUCCAACACCCGGUUGAUCAGACACAUCUGCCACAUAGUAAGCUGGCAAAGAUGGUGAUUUCUCAGUGCGCUAAUAGUGGAGAUGAUUACAAG
Molecule: messenger RNA, 420 nt
Organism: Entrophospora candida
Lineage: Eukaryota; Fungi; Glomeromycota; Glomeromycetes; Entrophosporales; Entrophosporaceae
Source: the annotation of a GenBank genome assembly